UUUUUCUUCAAACGUCAAACGAGCGUCAUUUUGUAUCGUGCCAGAGGAAACGUGCCGAAGAAAUUUUCCGCACUUUUUUCGCGAGAAAUUAGUAAUUCCAUUCUACCAAAUAUCCCACGAUGGCUGACGAAAAGAAGGACAACAAGAGCUCGGAAUCGGAGCACAUCAACUUGAAGGUGCUGGGCCAGGACAACGCCGUCGUACAGUUCAAGAUUAAAAAGCACACGCCGCUUCGCAAGCUGAUGAAUGCCUACUGUGACCGGGCGGGCCUGUCGAUGCAGGUCGUGCGAUUCCGCUUCGAUGGCCAGCCGAUCAACGAAAACGACACGCCGACAACGCUGGAGAUGGAGGAAGGCGACACAAUCGAGGUGUACCAGCAGCAGACCGGCGGCGGAGUAUUCCAGGGCGGCGAAAUUACUAUGUAAAUCACUAAGCAUUAGGUUACCAUUCCUCCAAGCCUCCCCCCCCCUAUACUUCCUACCUACUUCAUUACCCCCGCCAUUCCCUGCGUUCCACUCCCCCGCUGCAGCGUUUGGUGUGAGAGUGUAUGUGCGUGUGCGUGUACACCCGGGCACACGGCUGCGGGAAGAUUCUCUUGCUAGGAAACGGCCCGCUUGGGUCCUUUCGACAAUUUUUUUUAAAGAAUAAACCAUCUAAACUACAAAACCCUUCGUGAAAAUGGCGCUCACCAACACACAGCAGGCGGGCAGCCGGGUUUAGGCAACGCCGGAAAACGGAUCAAGGAGAAAAAUAAAGAAAAUUGUAAAUCCAAGCAA
Messenger RNA from Anopheles darlingi, 776 nucleotides. RefSeq names its product small ubiquitin-related modifier 3 (gene Sumo). The transcript has a single exon. The record is from RefSeq and is a predicted model, not a curated record. Gene Ontology annotation, molecular function: ubiquitin-like protein ligase binding; protein tag activity. Lineage: Eukaryota; Metazoa; Arthropoda; Insecta; Diptera; Culicidae. The coding region runs from base 120 to 425 and encodes 101 amino acids. Gene Ontology annotation, cellular component: nucleus. Gene Ontology annotation, biological process: protein sumoylation.